Messenger RNA from Scheffersomyces amazonensis, 1947 nucleotides. It is a transcript of the gene YCK2, whose product is annotated as serine/threonine protein kinase. Gene Ontology annotation, cellular component: nucleus; cytoplasm. Gene Ontology annotation, biological process: endocytosis; peptidyl-serine phosphorylation; signal transduction. Bases 115 to 1659 code for a protein of 514 amino acids. NCBI's taxonomy places the organism in Eukaryota, Fungi, Ascomycota, Pichiomycetes, Serinales, Debaryomycetaceae. Gene Ontology annotation, molecular function: ATP binding; protein serine/threonine kinase activity. The transcript has a single exon. The record is from RefSeq and is a predicted model, not a curated record.
AAUUAAGUCAAAUCAAAUUAAGUUAAGUCUGAAUAUUGUUUGUUUUGUUUUCUACUUCCAUUUCACAAUUUGUAAACAGAAUCAUCCUGUGAUUUAUCCUCGCUAAUUGUCAUUAUGAGUAGAGCUCAAAUAGCUUCAAACCCUGCCGCCUUGGCAGCAGCAGUUGCCUCUCAUCAACCUGGUAUUUCAAAUAAUAAUAUUGUUUCAUCCAAUAGUAAUAGUGCCCUUGCAGGAAAUAAUUCUUCAGUUUCUAAUAAUAAUAAUUCUAAUUCAAAUAAUAAUAAUAAUUCUGUUGUUGGUUUACAUUAUAAAAUUGGUAAAAAGAUAGGUGAAGGAUCAUUUGGUGUAAUCUUUGAAGGUACUAAUAUUAUAAAUGGAGUUCCAGUUGCCAUUAAAUUUGAACCAAGAAAAACAGAAGCCCCACAAUUAAGAGAUGAAUAUAGAACUUAUAAACAUUUACAAGGUUGUGAAGGUAUACCAAAUGCUUAUUAUUUUGGUCAAGAAGGUUUACAUAAUAUUUUAGUCAUUGAUUUAUUAGGUCCUUCAUUAGAAGAUUUAUUUGAUUGGUGUGGUCGUAGAUUUUCAGUUAAAACUGUCGUUCAAAUUGCUAUUCAAAUGUUAACUCUUGUUGAAGAUGUUCAUCGUCAUGAUUUAAUCUAUAGAGAUAUUAAACCUGAUAAUUUCUUAAUUGGAAGACAAGGUUUACCUGAUGAAAAUCAUGUUCAUUUAAUUGAUUUUGGUAUGGCUAAACAAUAUAGAGAUCCAAGAACUAAACAACAUAUUCCUUAUCGUGAAAAAAAAUCAUUAAGUGGUACUGCUCGUUAUAUGUCUAUUAAUACUCAUUUAGGUAGAGAACAACUGAGAAGAGAUGAUUUAGAAGCUUUAGGUCAUGUAUUCUUUUAUUUCUUAAGAGGUCAAUUACCUUGGCAAGGAUUAAAAGCUCCAACUAAUAAACAAAAAUAUGAAAAAAUUGGUGAUAAAAAGAGAACAACUCCUGCUGUUGCAUUAUGUGAUGGAUUACCAAGACAAUUUGCCGAAUAUUUAGAUUCAGUUAGAAGUUUACCAUUUGAUGCUGAACCUGCUUAUGAAGAAUAUCGUUUAUUAUUAGUAUCUGUAUUAGACGAUUUAGGUCAACAAUGUGAUGAUGAUUAUGAUUGGAUGCAUCUUAAUGGUGGUAAAGGUUGGGAUGCUUCAAUUAAUAAAAAACCAAAUUUACAUGGUUAUGGUCAUCCAAAUCCUCCAAAUGAAAGAGAAAGAAGGCAUAGAGAUCAACGCAGAUCAAGACAACAUCAAACUCAACAACAAGCUCAAGCUCAAGCUCAACAACAACAAUUACAACAACAACAAUUGCAAAAUGGUCAACAACCAUUACAAGGUCAACAGCAAUUAUCUGCUGCUCAAUUACAUCAACAAAAAUUACAACAUUUGGUUAAUAGACCAUUACCACCAAUUAAACAAGAAUCUCAAACUGGUGUUGGUGGAUUAGGCAAUGGUUAUAAUGCCAAUGAUCCUGAUUUACUUAAUUCUAAUCAAGCAAUUAAGAAUCAACCUCAUAAUGGUAAUUAUGAACACUCGCCAAUUCAAGAUCCAUAUGAACAGCAUAGAUUGAAUGGAUAUGAAGAAAAGAAAGGAUUUUGGGCAAAAUUAUGUUGCCAAUAGUAAAUAUCCAUUUAUUCAUCUCAUUGCAUAGUUGUACAAUAGCUCUAACCUUUACCAUAAAAAAAAAGCAAAGCAAAUCAGUAUUCUUUUUUAACUAACUAACAUUUCGACAAAGCAGAACUAUGUUCUCAUUAUUCAAUUCCUUUUAUAAAAUUAUUUCACUUUCAUUAAUAUUACAGUUACAAUUACAAUUUCAUUUACAUUUACAAUUACAAUUUCAUUUACAUUUACAAUUACAAUUACAAUUAAAAUUACAGUUACAAUUAAAACUACAAUUAUAAUUCAUAU